Molecule: messenger RNA, 2728 nt
Organism: Haliotis rufescens (red abalone)
Lineage: Eukaryota; Metazoa; Mollusca; Gastropoda; Lepetellida; Haliotidae
Product: fumarylacetoacetate hydrolase domain-containing protein 2-like
Exons: 7
Coding region: 1-948 (315 amino acids)
Molecular function (GO): hydro-lyase activity
Source: RefSeq, a predicted model, not a curated record
AUGUGGAGUGCCCGUGUGUACUUUGACCGGCUUUCAUCGGUUUGUCAUCGUUUUGUCCGCAAUAUUACGACAGAAACAAGGAAGAGGAUGCGAUUUGUGCAGUUUGAAGUGAAUGGCGCACAGAAGGUUGGGGUGGAGCUUUCAGAUGGAGGUGACAUUGUCGAUUUAAAUGCUGCCGACAAAGAAAUUCCAGACAAUCUAAGAAGCUUCAUUGCUGGAGGACAGGCUCAGUUGUUGAGGGCCAAGAGCGCUGUCGAGAGUGGACACCAUGUCAUCAAGCGUGAUGCUGUCCGGUUGCUGGCCCCCAUUACAGCCCCAGAGAAGGUCAUCUGCAUCGGCAUGAACUACACUGACCACUGCGAGGAGCAGAACGCCCCUGUACCGGUGGAGCCAGUCAUAUUCAGCAAGUUUGCCAGUGCCAUUGUUGGCCCCUAUGAUGAUCUACAGUACUGUGAUGAAACUCAGCAACUUGACUGGGAGGUGGAGAUGACAGUUGUUAUUGGGAAGACUGGGAGACACAUCAAGAGGGAGGACGCCAUGAGCCAUGUGUUUGGCUUCACGGUGGCACAUGACGUCAGUGCCCGAGACUGGCAGAUGAAGAAGAAUGGCGGCCAGUGGCUUCUGGGUAAAACAAUGGACUGCUUCUGUCCUCUCGGCCCGGCUGUCGUCAUGAAGGAAGAUAUCGAAGAUCCCCACAAGCUGCGGCUGUGGUGUAAGGUGAAUGGGGUGACCAAGCAGGACAGCUCCACCAGCAACCUCGUGCACAAGACGGAGGAGUUGCUGGUGUUCCUGUCAAGGUUCAUCACCCUGAAACCCGGUGACAUCAUCCUCACAGGAACUCCCCCUGGUGUCGGAGUGUUCAGGAAACCCCCGGAGUUCCUUAAGCGAGGAGACGUUGUUGAAUGUGGAAUUGAAGAUAUUGGCAAAACCAUCAACAAAGUUGUGUGAUACUGAACAUUAUUCACCACUUGAAGGAACCGCAAUAUGUGUGUUGGUGGCACAUCUUCCUGAGGCAAGGGAAUUAACUGAUUAUAAAAGUCAAGUUUCCAUCCUUGCCGAACAAGGCUAGAAUUUCUGGGCUCAAUUGUAGCGCCACCAGUGGCUAUUACGAGUUAUGUACCUUCCAUGCCUCUGCUAUUGGUGAAUCAGAUUCCACCUCUCAUAUCAUUUCAAACAAAAUGGCGGCGCCCAGUCAAGAUGAUGUGAUCGAUAAUCAAGAUCAAUAUUGUGAUAAAAUGGGUCUUAAAUUGUGAAGUGCCUCAAAUCAUGUGAACACCUUGAUUUAAAACAUGUAAACAUUUGGAAACUGUCUGUUGACGCUGAGUUGGCGGUGCAUAUGCUUUGCAAAUCCUGCAAUCGACCGAAAUCUGCAUGACAGUUUUCUAAUCGGAUGUUGAUUUCUUUCCCAAUUUUGAUUGGACUAUGCAUAGACUCGUUAGUCCAGCCAAAAGAAACUCCAUAAUACCAGCCUAGUUUGGCAAGGAUGGAAACUCUACUUCUAAAGUUGCUUGCCCCAGGAAGAUGUUGGUGGAAGUACAGGGUUGUUGUGUGUAUUGAAAUAACCAGUCUAUGUGUACAAUCAGAUUCACUCAAGUUAUUCAGAUUCGCACAGAGCCUCAGAUAAGCUAUAUAUUUACGCAAAAUACACAAAAUAUGUCUCCAUGACACAAUUAAUUACGUGUUGCUUGCGUACAAAAAUGAAUGACAAAUUUCAAACUCCCAAUAGUAUAACAACAUUCUGAGUAAUUACUGUAUGCAUAGUUUCCAACUUAUGUCCCUGUACUUCUUUCCUGGGCCCACUUGUACAAAGCAAUCUUAGCGCUAUGACUAUUGUAAGCUGAUGUUAAAGUAUGGGAGUUACGACCAUCUUAGCCCUAAGAUCGUUUUGUGCAAGUGGGCCCAGAUAUUUUUUUUACUGAUCUAAUUCAGGAAUCGCACCUGAACUCGCAUAUUGUUAAUUAGAUAUGUAUAUCGCUGUUAGAAAUUUAAAAUUAGAAGUCUCCUGAAACAGAAUUUUGAUCAGAAUUAUUGAAAAAAAGUCUACUCAUUAGCGUAAAAAUACCCAAAUAGACCGGACCAAGGGAGUAAAAAAGUAUUGAAUACCCAUUGGCUCAAAACAGCUUGUACUAAACAUGAAGGGAGCAGAAGGAGAGAAAAGGAAGAGAGAGAGAAAGAAAAGUAAUCAGUGAGAAAAAAUUAGCUUUGUAUUACAUUUAUAUAACUCUGUACACAAUUGAAAUAUUUUACGUUAUUUUGUUCUGAUAAAUUCCCAAUUCCAUUGAAUAUCAAAUUGAGAUUGCAGUUGGUGUAUCUUAGGCUAUACUGCUUAUAUUUCUAAGUAAAUGCUCUUUCUUCAUGAAACAAGUCGCUUUCAAAGAAAAAAUGAUAUGCAUUUUCACAUUUACCUCAUAAGCAUUCUGCUGUCUCUUUAAUUUCUUGUCUUCAUAAAUCAUAGUUUCAUAAAUCAAAACAUUAUCAGGAGGCUUGCAUGAGGUUCAGUGAUGGUAUAGGUCAUGACUAUACAGAUUACAUGUUAACUGCUAUUCACAAUGAUGAUUAUAGCAUUAAAACAUUGCUAGUCCACUACUGGUGAUGGUGAAGUUUUUGUUGGUUGCUUGGUUGGUUUGUUGUUUAACGCCGCACUCAGCAAUAUUCCAGCUAUAUGACUGCGGUCUGUAAAUAAUCCAGUCUGGACCAGACAAUCCAGUGAUUAAUAUCGUGAACAUCA